Podarcis lilfordi (Lilford's wall lizard) is the source of this 14723-nucleotide messenger RNA. The record is from the annotation of a GenBank genome assembly. NCBI's taxonomy places the organism in Eukaryota, Metazoa, Chordata, Lepidosauria, Squamata, Lacertidae.
UCGUUCUAGAUGAUGGAUUUUAUCAUCCCUGUUCCAUUCUGACUCUAAGUGGAGGGGGAAGGAAAUUUGCUGCCUGAUCUAUGAUGACGCCUGAAGUUAAUGUUAUUGUUGCCAUGAAUGAAAAAACAUUGUGUACCAAGGGUAAGUGGACUUCAGCUAACACUAUUAGAGAAGUCAUUUUGCUUUGCUGCCUUGUCCUUCUCCUUGCAAACAUUUGCUUAGCAACACCUGACCUCGGUUAUCAUAUAAUGUUUGCUUUGAUAAUAUGCGUACAGUAAUCAUGGACAUUUUCUUGCAUUAGUUAAAAAGUUUGCAGACUGAGGUCUGGAGAUCCCAGAGAUGCUUGUUGGGUGCUUAUCAGGGGCUCCUCAGUGAGAAGACCAGCAACGACAGAUAAGCUUGCCAACCACUACAAAGCUACACCUGUCAUGAACAUACAUGACAAAAUUUGGGAGUGUCCUAGCGGUCAUCUAAGGCUCUCGCAGGGUGACAGUGAGGUCCAAACUGUGUGAAAUGCUUUGCACUCUAGAACCACACCUCAGAAUCCUAGUUGAUAUUCACGGCCUUAGAAACCUUGCAAAAUUCUUCUUUGGACGAUCACUUUUUUUUUGUUGCUUUAUUUCCAUGCCCCCCCCCCGCUCUGCCCGCCCAGUAAAUAAUGUCAAUCGAGAGUGUACAGAAUUUCAAAACAUAAAGGAACCUCCUGGAGGAGAUUCAUGGAGCCAUCCAGUCCAAUAGAGUAGACCAUUUUCCACAGUGGCCAAUCGGAAACCCACAAGCAGGGCAUGGAGGCAACAGCAGGACACACCCAGAAUAAAACCCCAGUCUGAAGAGGCCCUUUGUAAACUGAAAACGUUGCAAAAGUACAAUUGGUUGUAGGUUUUUGUACCAGAACCAUUGUCGGAGGGCCACUGUUGAUCAGCACUGCAGAGCACCGUGGCCUGCAGCCAGUGCUUUUUUCCUGGGGGUACGCAGGGGUACGCAUACUACCGCUAAACAUUUUGUGAAUCUAAGUUUGGCCUCAUUGGGGGGCAGUAUUUCAAUAUGAGUAGGAAAAUGAGAGUACCCCUAAACAUUUUUUUAAAGCACUGCCUGCAGCCAAAAGCUCAAAGUCUCUCUUCAGAGAGAGCCUCUCCUAGGAGCACCAGAGUUUUCAUCAGUGGGGCUGUGGGGUGGGGGGUGGGGAAUAAGGACCGAAGAAUUGCAAUUCCAAAUACAGUACAGCAACCUCCAUAUGCCAGUGAACAGCAGACCUGCAUAUAGGAGACAGAAUUCUUAGGGGAAGGAUUUGAACUCUACUGCAUCACUUUAAACCAUCAGGCUUUGCCCAAGUCAGACCCUCCCAGUGUCCCUUUUUUCCAGGGACAGUCCUGGAUUUACAGAAGCCACCCCAGUUUCUAAUUUGAUCCUGGAAUGUCAUGUUUUUCCUUAGGAUGUCCCUGUUUUCAUUGGGGAAAUGUUGGAGUGUGUGGAGUUCUGUGACCCCCUGAGCCAAGGAGCCAACAACCUUUAGAAUACACCUGAAGUCAGCCCUGUAUAGGAAAGUUUUUUAAAAAAAAAAGUUUAAUGUUUUAUUAUGCUUUUAUAUAUGUUGGACGCCAGCCAAAGUGGCUGGUGCAGCCCAGUGAGAUGGGCAGGGUAUAAAUAAUAAAAUUAUGAUUACGUAUGUCCCUAUUUUCAUUGGAGAAAUGUUGGGAGGUAUGUCAUUUUGUUGCCUGAGGUGGAAUGACUCCCUGUCUCCCCACCCCCCAAUGUUAAGGCACAUAAUACUUGAGGCCAGCCAAGUACUUCGUCACCGGAGGCAGAAAAUCCCACAAUUUUACUGCCAGUAAAAAUAAGAGUAAUAAUAAAUUAACUGUCAUUCAAAACCUGGAGUCUGAGAUGGCCUCUUCACUCUGUCUAAUAGUAGGGCUGACCCUGUAAAGCAUGGGUAGGCAAACUAAGGCAUGGGGGCCGGAUCCGGCCCAGUCGCCUUCUAAAUCCGGCCCGCAGACGGUCCGGGAAUCAGCGUGUUUUUACAUGAGUAGAAUGUGUCCUUUUAUUUAAACUGCAUCUCUGGGUUAUUUGCGGGGCAUAGGAAUUCGUUCAUUUCCCCCACCCCCUUCAAAAUAUAGUCCGGCGCCCCACAAGGUCUGAGGGACAGUGGACCGGCCCACGGCUGAAAAAGGUUGCUGUGAAGCGUCUACACUCAGAGUACUCGCGAUGCUGCACAUACUUGUUUUGGUGACUCAGGGGCCAGCAGGCAACUGACCAAAUGUCUGGAUAGUCACUGAGAACAGGUGACAGUUGCCUUGUGCAGAGUGCACUCUUUUGGUUCCUACGUGUAUUUGCGUACUCACAGUUCUGCGGGCCAUAUAAAUGUGUGGUUUGUUUCUUUGCUAGGACUUGCAGGUCCUGGUACUGUGCCAUGACAGGUUUAUGAAUUACCCAGUCGUGGUAAGAGGUGAGAGUGGGGCAGGAAGGGAAUCCACAGAAUCCCAUAAGAGUGUUUUAACUCUUUUGCAGGUGACAGGAGUGGGAUCAACGCCUGAAGAAGCAGAGGAUCCAGACUAAGAUGCACCUCUCCCAGUGCACCUCUAAGUUCCAUUUCCCCCCACUUUAAGGUUGGUGAAGUCUUCCCAGGAUAAAGAUUGGUAUUGCAAGAGUGGUAUUGAUAUCAUUAUCAUUAUCAUUAUCAGUGCUUUUUUCUGGGGGGACGCAAGGGUACACAUACCCCUAAACAUUUUGUGACUAUAACAGGAGAAGCAGCUGAAAAAUUUUUAGUUUCUUCUCUAGCAUGGUGAAUCGUCAGUUCCAUUGCUACCCCUGAUGGUGGCCUCAUUUCCUGUCAAGGUGUUUCCUGAGUCUCAGAUGGAAGCGAGCGUUUAAUGUGUGAAGUAGGAGUUGUAAUCUAGCACGGUGAUUGGUCAGUUUCAUUGUAUUUACUUUUCCCAGUUUGAACUAUAAAAUGGUGAUUUUCCCUGAGUCAAAAUGAGAGUACCCCUAAACAUUUUUUUAAGAAAAAAGCACUUAUUAUUAUUAUUAUUAAAAUGCACCAGGAUUUAGUAAAGAUUACUAAAUUUAGUAAAGAUUUAGUAAAGAUUUAGUAAAGAUUUAGUAAAGAUCCCCUAGGCUGCAAUCCUAUUUAUGUCUUUACUAACUCAAAAAAGGAGAGAAAUAGCAAAGUUGGAUAAUAUGGAGAUGGGCAAAGUUUACUUUAAUCAUGCACGUCUAAAGAAAACCACUGGGAUUAGCAGACCGAUGAGCCAAAGGAAAUGAAUGGGCUACUUGGUGGAUAAAAUUCAGAUUGCAAAUGCAAAUCAAUGCAAGAGAGAGAGAGAGAGAGAGAGAGAGAGAGAGAGAGAGUGCAACUCCUACAUUGGUUUAAUUAGUUUUAAAUUGGUUAUAUCCAUGCAGGAGCAAAUCUUGGGCACCUCAUGGGCAGCCCCAGGAGCUCCUGCAGCUGUGACCCACAUCCAGAGUUAAGUGAUUUAAAUGAGAAACUGGUAGAGAAAAGCAAAAUAAAUUGCCACUUUGGCAUUGUGGUUACACAGUUUCAAAGCACUGAACAAAGGAGCAUAUUGGAGUAUCCUUAACUGAUAAGUUUUACCCAUCACAGCUGGGCGUGGGGAGACCAGAUUGCUCCCUAAGGAAGCAAAAAAUAGUCUUAUCUGAUAUUUGGCAGCUUCCUAGGUUUUUAAAUUCGGAACCCAAUACCCAGUUCAUGUUGUGGCUUUUGCACUAGACAGGCACCACUGUCAGGGACUGAUCACUUCAUGCUGUGAAGGAAAGGAGAAGCCAAGGCUAUUCUUGGCCAUGUUGCCUCCUUCCUUUUCUCACGCCCAACAGGUGAGCAGAACCAUCAGAGAAGACAGCUCUGAUUUAUUUUUAUUUUUUUAAUGAUAUUUAUUGAAAAUUUUUAAAAUUACAGAAAAAGACAAAGCAGAGAAAGAAAAAAGAAAAAUCAGAAAAGAGAAAAAGGAAAAAAAACCACACCCAACAAUACAAAUUCAAAAAACAAAAAUACACCACAAACAGAUAAAAAUAAAACCCACAUUCUCAAAUCUUCGACUUUCAUUACUUUCUUUCUUUGACCUCCUCCUCCUCCCUUUUUUUGUAUCCCAGUUAAUAAUUAUCGCAGCAAAUCCUUUCCAUAUUUCAUAAUAUUCUGUCAUUACAUUACCUUAAUCUAUUUUCAUCUUAUCUUAUAAAAACCUUAAAACUUAAAACUUAAAUCUUAUUUUUACCCACUUCUCAUAACCAUAAUAUUCUUGCCUAAUUCUUUAAACAUUUUUACUAGAGCCAAGUAGUUUCGUUCCAACAUUUUUCUAACAGUCAUCAAUUUUAUAAAACAAUCCUAGUGAUAAAAAAAAAAGAAAUAGAAACAAUCCAAUCUUCAUCCAGCGUCCCUUCCUCCUGGUCCCGGGUUUUGUCAGUCCUUUGUAUCCCAUCGAUCUAGCGCAUUAACCUGGUAACCUUAUAUCCGAGGCCCUUAAGUCCCUUCCAUGUCCCUUCCGCAGCUCUUCUUCAUAUUCACCUUUUACUCGUGGGAACUCCAACUUGGUAAUGUUUUUGACCCUUUUCAACAAAUCAGCCCCUUUUCCAUAGUCCAGACUAAACUCCAUGUAGUAUUUAAAAACAUGUUUCAGAAUCCCUUCAAAAUUGAGAGCCCCCACAGCUCCAAACAUCUCACGGCCCAUUGCCAGACUCGGAAAGUCCAAACAUCCCUGCAUAGGGGGGUCUAUCCAACCCCCCAUUUCCAAAUCAGUCCAAACUUUAUCUUUCCUAAUCUGGCUUUUUCCAAGUUCAUUUGUCAAAUCCAAAAGCUCAUGUUCCUGCUGGGCCGCAGCUCCCUCCAUCUCUGGCGCCCAAGAUUCCGCAACAUCCUCUUCUCUCACAGAGAAGACAGCUCUGAUAAACUGGCAUGUGAAGCGGGAAGGCGGGUGCUCUAGGAGUGUGUAGAAAGUGUCUAAGUUACUUAGAAGUCACACUGUUUGUCAGUUGUCUGGAUCUGAGAGCAUUUUCCCUGCUCAGAGCGAGUUGACUUUGGGUGCCCUGGACAAAGGAUGGCGUGGUGAUGACAGUGGAAACUAACAUUUCUUGUGCACUUAUCUGACUGAUCACCUGUAAAAAGGGACAGCAGACACCAGGCUUAUGAGAUCUAUUUUAUUUUGUGUCAGAACCCCAAGAUCCACAAAUGUGGAGUCAGGUGCAACAGCCAUAUAUGCUAAGAAUUAAAGAAUUCUGAAGGCAGGAAUUUGCUUUGCUUUUUUUUUUUUAAAUUAUUAUUAAGUACCCAAGGCUUAACAGAGCUCACAGUCCUUCCAUACAAAAUCCUAUUGGGAGUCAGAAAUCUUUCAUGGUCUACUGUAAAUCAGCAAGAGGUCUACAGUAGGUCCCCAUCUACUUUCUGUCUCCCUCAAUGCUAUUCGCUCAUAGCUGUAUAUUUACAAAUACACAGGUUACAAAGACACCAGUAAACCUCUGCCUAGCCCCUUUCACCUCCAAAUGAAAUUGAUUCUUCGAAGACUUGAUCUGUUAAAGAGAGCACAAAGCAUUUCCCUCUCAUGAGUAAAUUUUUUUAAGGUCAACUGGUACUUUGUUGGGGCCAACACUGAAAAACAAAUAGCUGUCGGACCGUCAGGGAUGAGCACUUAAAUGACUCAAAAAAUAAUGAGUCUAACCAUCUGGGCAGCUUCAUUUAGAAAGAAUUCAAUGCCACUGAUUAGUUUGUAUUGUUGAAACAAUAAAAUGUUCUUUUUAAAAAAGAGAGACCAAUGUCUUGACAUUCCGAAACAGACUGGGAGGCAAGGCAGUCCACUCAUGCCAAUAAGAUGCUUAUACUAAAAUAAUUUCCACAAGGCUCUGGGUGGAACUGAGGCUGUGCACAUAUUCGAGGCUUAAAAUGCAAUAACUUCGUUUCCCCUUGCUGCUUUUCAAGUCGCUUUUUCACAUUGCUGUAUUCAUCGGAGAGUGGGUGGAGAUGUCUUCACCCAAUGCACAUUACCUAAUUUGCUUUCCCUCACCAAACUCCUGUUCAAGGAGGCUGUCGUCUGUGCAUGCGUUGUCAACUGCACAUGCACGACAGCUGUCUCAAAUGUACACACCUAAGCUUCACGUUUUCAAAUUGGAUGAUGGAAGCUGGUUUGAGGGGAAAUGCAUCAAACAGCAGUAUUUCUUGAACUACAGGAGACAAUAUGGAUUGUGGAUAACUUCAUGUGUGCUCAGCUUCAAACACCAGUGGCAGGAGCACACUGAAGCCAGAAUCAAUGUCAAUGAGUACACAGCCUAAAUCAGAAUGGAAGUUGUUCAGAGUAGAGCAGAGUUUAAAUACUUUAAAUAAAUAAAUGUCUUGCUUAAAACUCUCCCUAGCAAUUAAACAUUAUAUGAUUGAGAUAGCAUCAUAAACUAGUUCCUACAUUGUUUUAAACAGUUGCUGAUUUAUUUAUUUUUCGAGUGGUUGAGUGAAGACAUAUGGAUAUGUUAUAUAUUGUGAUAAAUAACACAGUUAAAUUAAUAUCUAGCCAGCCAACUAGCAAACAAUAACAUGGCCGAGCCAGCUUGUGGAGCAAGGUUGAAUUUGACAUCACUCACACACUUCAUCAGGAGAGGGACAAAGAGGGGGGAGGUGGAUGCGCCAAUCUGAAUUACAUAACAAAAAUGCUUCUCAACCCCAGAGCAUUAGGAAGUCAAAUUACCUCUCUGAUGCCUUUCCUCAUAGCUUCAUCAAACACUGCAGGACUUGAAUCUGCUAAAAGGCUUCUUCAAACACAUUUAUCUCUGCUAAAGUAAAUGUGUGAAAUAGCUCUCCUGUAGAAAAGGUCCUUUAAGUUCACCCACUGAAACCAUCUGUUGUGUGAAUCAAAUUCAAUAGCUUUAUAUGAUUCCAUUAAACACACAACAUAUAUAGUUGGCAGAAUGUCUUCUCACCCCCUCAUAUUUUUUAUUAAAGAGCCACAAGAGGUUAUUUACUUUUAUUGUUUUCUUAGUUCCUAUUUUCUUUCAUCUUAUUGGCAAGGAGCACAAUGCACACUGAUUAAAAAAAUGCAUCCAUAAAAAUAACAAAACAAUCAAGCCUAGACUGGUUCCCUCAUUCAUUUUCAUUUUCAUCUUUUUGAUACGGUAGUGUCAUAUAUAUAUAUUUAAAACCAUUCUAAUUUCCUCUGGGGAAUAUUUUGUAUGCAGGCACCCCCCUGUGGUGACAAUUGGUAUUUAUGUCAAGUGAAAAGCUUGAAAAUUGAACAGGAUUACUUGACCAGGUAGAGAUACCAGCCAUCUUCACACAGCCAGGAUCAGGACGCAUUCCUAAUUGUACGCGAGUGAAAUUGAGCACAACUUCAAACAAUCUCCUCGUGACUUUGCCACAUCAGAUGUGGUGGGCAUCCUUUGCUUAACCAGUGCUAUUUUUCUAGAAAAAAAGAGGUGCUGGAACUCACCAUGAACACCUCCCUUGUUCUCUUAUACAGUGGUACCUCAGGUUAAGAACUUAAUUCGUUUUGGAGGUCUUUUCUUAACCUGAAACUGUUCUUAACCUGAAGCACCACUUUAGCUAAUGGGGCCUCCUGCUGCUACUGCGCCGCCGAAGCACAAUUUCUGUUCUCAUCCUGAAGCAAAGUUCUUAACCCGAGGUACUAUUUCUGGGUUAGCGGAGUCUGUAACCUGAAGCGUAUGUAACCUGAGGUACCACUGUAAUGGCGCCCACCUGAGAGGGACCGAAAUGGAAUUCUGGCAAGUUCCAGCUGUGAAAAAGCCCUGCUUAAGCCUGCUCUAAGGCCAAAUAUGUUACAAUGCUGCUGUUGUCCAUGUAAACCUGAUACCUUAAGGAAGGAAAGGACCACACAUUAUGAACGGUACAGCGCUGCCGUUUAAAUGGCCACCCCCACUGUGAGGUUUCUUCAUCAUCAUCCCUACAAUGAGGCAGAAUGAAGCAGGGGCUUCAGGUGGCAGAUUCUGAGGUCCGGGAGCGGCCAGAGCUGUGAGUGCCUGUGCCAGCCUGUUGCCCUCAACUGCAGUGGAAAACACUGUCCUUUCCCAGUAUUGGAGUAAGAUUCAACUACCAGUCCCGCUGGCUGCUAUCUGUGCCUUGGAGAAGGCGCCAUCUUGUCCUUUACCUCAUAGCUGUCAACUUUUCCCUCUUCUUGUGAGGAAUCCUAUUCGGAAUAAGGGAAUUUCCCUUUAAAAAAGGGAAACGUUGACAGCUAUGCUUCACCUCAGGUGGCAAAAUGUCUUGAACAGGCCUUGGCAAAAGGGAAAGAGGGAGAUCUCAUAAUGGACUACCGUAUUUAUUAACAGCAGGCCUCUUUUACAUUGCGACAUGUAGUUCUGCCCUUUUUCUCAGUAUUUUCUAGACCAGCACAAUGACCAAUGCACAGAAGGUAACCUAUUUGGAGGCACAUGGUUUUUUUCAAGAUCUUGUUGCUGUGUGUAUUAUUACUGUUUACAAUUGCAAUUUAGAAGUAUAAUAGGCUGUACCAGUGCUAUUUUUCUAGAAAAAGAGGUGCAGGAACUCACCACGAAUGCCUCCAUUCUUCUCUUAUAAUGGCAAUGGCACCCACCUGAGAGGUACCGAAACUCUGGUGAGUUCCGGCUGAAAAAAAAGUGCCCUGGGCUAUGCUUAGAGAUGGGCAUGGUAACAGAAGCAGGUUUUAAUUUCAAAUAAAAAUGCAAAGCUUUAAUGGCUUUUGCCUGCAGCGAUUAUUCAUGUAUUUCUGGUUUUUAUAGCACAGCAGCAGCAGUAGUUAAUCAAGGGUGCAAAUGGCAAAUGCCCAGUCUUGAGAGAAAUGAGCUGUGCAAAAGAUUCAGACAAACAUGGCCCAACUGUUCAUAUAAUGGUUACAUAAGACGUGUAUUUAGCAUCACACACCUUUGUUCACAAUUUGCUGCAGAUCAGCAUGUCCUUCAGUUCUCUUCCUCCAUUAAAAUGGCAAGCAAACAAAGGGGGAGGGGGCUCUUUCCAAAACCAGGAGAGCCAUGCGUCCUUGCCAAGAGUCACAUGCUCCAGGAACGGACAAUAUAAAAGCAAAAAAUCAACCACCGUUCACUGCCUUCAUGUCCUCGUCUACUCUCCUUUCCAUGGUUUCAAUUCUCCCAUUGAAGCUAAAGAACAAAAGGGAACUUGCUUCAUGCAAGGGACUCGGUCUUAGUGCAGUUUCUAACAAGUUAAGAUGGAUCUUCUCCACAGCCAUGGCGUGCUCAUAAUUCAGCAUUUGCAGAAGGAUUACAGGUCAUACCAGAGCUUUCUAAACUUCAUGUCACAUGUCGGAGAUCCUCGGAACAUUUUUUCAAUUUAUUUUCCUCUUUGGUUCCAGCUUAAUCAAGUGGUUGGGACAAAAAUGAUCUGGGUGGCAGUGAUCGGUGAUUGGUUUAAUCUUAUAUUUAAAUGGUAAGGUUCGUUGCUUCCUUGGAAACUUUGGGAAUGGCAGGAUCCACAGUCUUCUGAGAUGAGAAAUCUUCCGGGGACUGUUGGUUACUGAAAUUAUUUAGGGUUUCAUUGAAUGCUAGCCGGAGUUGAUCCAUUAACACUGAUGUGUAUAACUAACUUAGGCUCAUUAAUUCCAAUGAGUCUGUUCCCUUAGUUGGAUGCAACCUGUAGUAUAUAAGCUUUGAAGAGUUAUCUUUCCCCCUUUUAAACAAGACAAAGGAAAGUAAGGCUUCUGCUUCAGCAUAUUAUGGUAAAACUGAUCUAGCAGUCAAGCAAGAAUAAGAGAGACUGGUAUGCUGCUAAAUAACGUGUUGGAUUUGUGUGUCCAUUGAAGAUAAUGCUUUCUUUUCUGGCAGGAUUUUGUUUGGUCAUCGUCCAUAUUGGUGGGUCCAGGAGACAAUGAUCUAUCCAAAUCAAACUACCCCAUGCCUUGAGCAGUUUCCUAUAACAUGUGAAACAGGACCAGGUAAGAUAUAGAGUAUGAUCUGGAUGCCACUGCAAAGCAGAACUGGGGUUGGUCUGUGUCUGGGAACGUUGCCUUUGGUUCUAUGAUAGAAGGAAGGUGGGAAAUAAAUGUGAGAAUAAUUUUGUGUAUGUGUGUGUGUGUGUGUGUGUGUGUAUGCCUUCACUACUAUGGAGUUGCAAAUGGCCAGCUGUCCGAUUUUUUUUGGGGGGGGGAGAUUUAAAUUAGGGAAGAAAUUCCCCAGAAUGAUUUAAAACAGCAUGAAGUACUGAAAAGACCUGGUUCAACUGCUUGUGAUAACAUUCACAUCCUUGCCCCCAUCUGUAGAAAAGCAGUGUAGAAAAUGCUAGUCUUAGUAGGAGAUUUCAACUUCAGAAGUAGGUUUCAUAAGAAUGAUUAACUGCAGAAAAGAAAGAAGGAAGAGAAGGAAAAAUUGCAUAUCAUUGUAGCAAUGAAUAGAUCAGGUACUAUUUGUUCCACCAGCUACAGGGUAGCUGAGUCAAUCAUUUAUAAGGAUGGGCUUUAAGUUCUGGAAACCAAUAAAACUGUUUAGGACCAGCAACAUAAGUGGCUUGGUACUCAUUUCCCUGAGAAGUUAAUAUCUAGUCUGGCUGCAAAGAACAGCUGCUUGAAGUGUUUCUUCAUGCCAUGCUUUCCCAUACCAUGUUACCAAGUAUUACUACAGGCCAGUGAAAUAUGGAUUUGACAAAAAGGAGCUGUGAGCAAUUUACCAGGCACAGAAACAGAGCAAGCUGCCUUAUCCUGAGCCCGUUUCGUGGAGCCUUGUCUACACUGAGUGGCAGUGGCUCUUCAGGAUUUCAGGCAGGGAGUCUCUCCUAGCCCUACCUGGAUGCUGGGGAUGGAACCUGGGACCCUCUGCAUGGAAAGCAGAUGCUCUAACAGGUGAGCUAUGGCCCUUCCCCAAAUGCAAGUGCCAUGCACCAGCACCACAUGGUAUUGAGAUUAGCCUGAAGACAUGCGAUACAGUUCUACUGCUGAAGCAAAGGAACACUGGCCCCGUCAGCCAAUCGCAUGGGAAACCUCCUGGGUUUCGCAUGUAAGUUGGAGGGUAAACGGGAUACAAGUGAAAUAAACUGAUGUAAGGAAACAGCCUGUGAGAAUGGGCUGUUUGUAUAUAACUGUCCUGUCCCACCCCGGCAGCUCCAUACCCUCCAACAUUUCUCUGAUGAAAAUAAAGGUAAAGGUACCCCUGUCCGUACAGGCCAGUCGUGUCCGACUCUAGGGUUGUGCGCCCAUCUCACUUAAGAGGCCGGGGGCCAGCGCUGUCCGGAGACACUCCGGGUCACGUGGCCAGCGUGACGAAGCUGCUCUGGCGAGCCAGCACCAGCGCAGCACACGGAAACGCCGUUUACCUUCCCGCUAGAAAGCGGUACCUAUUUAUCUACUUGCACUUAGGGGUGCUUUCGAACUGCUAGGUGGGCAGGAGCUGGGACCGAAAGACGGGAGCUCACCCUGCCGCGGGGAUUUGAACCGCCAACCAUGCGAUCGGCAAGCCCUAGGCGCUGAGGUUUUACCCACAGCGCCACCCGCGUCCCCUGAUGAAAAUAGAGGUGUCCUAUAUAAUAAUAAUAAUAAUAAUAAUAAUAAUAAUAAUAAUAAUAAUAAUAAUUUUAUUAUUUAAGUCUCACCCAUCUGACUGGGUUGUCCCAGACACUGGGCAGCUUCCAACAUAUAUAAAAACAUUAUUAAAUAGUAAAUAUUGAAAAACUUCCCUAUACAGGGCUGCCUUCAAAAGUCUUCUUAUAAAGGUUGUAUAGUUACUUAUCUCCUUGGCUCAGGGGUAGCGUAACUCCAUACCCUCCAACAUUUCUCUGCUGAAAAUAGGGGUGUCCUAAGGAAAAGCGGGACAUUCCAGGAUCAAAUCAGAAACCAGGAAGGCUUCUGUAAAUCCAAGAUUGUCCCUGGAAAAUAGGGACACAUGGAAGGCCUGCAGCUCCAUCUCUAAUAGAUUAGAGAUUAGAAUGCUAAUUUUGCUACCAUGAGUAUGGAUCAGUUACCUUUAUGGUUAGGGAUUUUAUUUUCUUUGCUUUUUAAGAUUCAUUGGCUGCUAGUUUCCGUGGGUGAUUUCUCCUUCUCUGGUCUGAUGGGAGAUGUCUCUUAAGAUUGGGCAUCUAGUUGCUCUGCAUGAACUGCAUAUGAAUACUGCAGGCAAUUUAGUCCUAUGGGCACAUCUGAAGUUUAUAAGGCGGCUCUUACCUGCUCCUGAUCACUGUUUGCUGAUCCCCCCUGUAACUGCAGUAUUGUUAAUUAAGUCGUUUGGAAUGCUAGAUGCCCACAACCCUGCCUUGCGACAGACACAUGGGCUUUGGAGAUAUACUGGUGCCUUUUGGAAUUUUACCACUGCCUUUGUUAUUUCCCCACAGGAAGCCCCUCUGGACAUGCCAUGGGAUCAUCAUGUGUCUGGUAUGUGAUGGUGUCAGCAGCCCUGAGCUACACGGUCAGGCAGAAAGGGAAAUCAACCAUUAAUCUGCACAGGUCAGUCUCUUUCCCAAAGCCACCCAUUUAGGAACAUUAUACAUUUGCCACGAGAUGGGCAGUGCGAAAAUGUGAAAAUGCUUUCGGUCACCUUUUGUUACUGUUUUUUUGAUCAAGCAGCAACAAUACAAAGGAGAUUUUGCAGCGGUUCCUUUGGUAACUUAAAGCUUUAUGUGCCAUUAAUGCCGAACUCAAGAGAGAGGAGCGGAGGGGGAGAUGAUAAAGACAUGCCCUCACAGAAGGCUAGAGAGGCCCAUUCCGCUUCCAAUUAUGGAGACCUUUCACCAUGAAACAAUUAAAAAUGACAAAACAUGAAAACAAAAUAAAGCAAUUUUUUUGGUCUGAUGCACUUAAAAAACAGGUACAGUGGUACCUCGGGUUAAGUACUUAAUACGUUCUGGAGUUCCGUACUAAACCGGAAACUGUUCUUAACCUGAAGCACCACUUUAGCUAAUGGGGCCUCCCACUGCCGCUGCGCCGCCAGAGCACAAUUUCUGUUCUCAUCCUGAAACAAAGUUCUUAACCUGAAGCACUAUUUCUGGGAUAGCAGAGUUUGUAACCUGAAGCGUAUGUAACCUGAAGCGUAUAUAACCCGAGGUACCACUGUAGUGGCAUGCUAAAUGCCAAAAUAAAAAACAAGUUUCUAAAUUUGAGGACUCUUUGACUUUGAGGUCCAGGCCAAAUGACCCCUGUGGCAUCCACUCUGAUCAGCCCUGAACUGAGAUGUGGAUGCUGAGAAGAGAGAGGGGGAAAACAGUCUAAUAAUUUUCAUUUGGUUUUUGUUAUUAUUUCCUCCAACUGUUUCUUUAACAGAAUCACCUGGUCUUUCCUGUGGAGCAUGUUCUGGAUUAUUCAGAUCAGUGUGUGUGUCUCGAGAGUCUUCAUAGCAACACAUUUCCCUCACCAAGUCAUCCUUGGAGUGAUUGCUGGUAAUAAGGACAGAGCUUUCUUUUUCUAUGGCAGGAUUUUCUAUGUACAGGAUUUUGAAAAUUAUGGGAAAGUGUGUUCAUCAGUAUAUUAUGUGGGUAGUGGGAAUGCAUAUCUAACCAGGUGUUCAUGUCAAUGUUAAAGUUGUUUUCAAAAUUCUGAGGCGAUAAGGAGUAAGAAGCGGUGGCAGCAGGGCUAAAUUUCACACACUGAUUUUAACUUAUUUAGCUGCUGGCUUCUAGUUAAGACUUUUAAGUGAAAAGGAAGUGUACUUAGUUUAGGCUAUGUACCCAUUAGUGACUUAAACUCCUCUGCAUUUCAAGUCACAUUUCCACAUUGCGGUACACACCAGAGUGAUGGUGGGGCUGUCUCCACCUGAUGUGCUGGGCCUAUUUGGUUUCCCAACGCCUGCAACCCAACUCCAUUCAAGAAGUUGUCUUCUGUGCAUGUGCAAUGACUUUCUCAAGUGGACACACCUCAGCUUAACUGCAGAGUGACUGUGGCUGACCUUUUCAAUUCAGAUGGUGUGUGUGUGUGUGUGUGUGUGUGUGUGUGUGUGUGUGUGUUUGUGUGUGUGUGUAACCUCUAAGUGAUUUUAAAAAAGAUAAAACAUUAAAAGUAACUAAAGGCAGUUAAUAGGUAUUUAAAAAUGUUCAAAAGAUGAUUAAAAUCAACAGUAAACAAAAGGAUUAAACACAUGCCAGCGUUCUUCAUGUCUGGAUACUCUUGCCUAAACAAAAACAUUUUAAGCAGAUGACAAAAAGAGAACAACGAAGGUGCCUGUCUUACGAAGGGAUACAUUUUGCAAUACCUUAAAUAUCACACCAAACUCUCAUUCUGGUGUGUGGGGUUUUUGGCUAAGCAUGGAAAUAUAUCCGUUUCAAGUAAACACAUCACUUCUAAUGUCUCAUUUCUUCAUUCACAGGCAUGCUCGUUGCUGAAGCGUUUGAACAUGCCCCAGCCAUCCAAACAGCAAGUUUAAAAACAUAUAUCCAGACAAAUGUGUUCCUCUUUGUUUCCGCUCUCGGCUUUUACUUGGUUCUGAAGCUUAUCGAUAUUGAUCUUUUGUGGUCUAUUCCGAAGGCAAAGAAGUGGUGUGCCAACCCAGAGUGGAUCAAUAUUGACACGACUCCAUUCGCCGGACUGGUGAGGAACUUAGGUGCCCUGUUUGGGCUAGGCCUCAGCAUUAACUCUGAGAUGUUUAUCUUGGGCUGUAAAGGUAAACAUGGCUAUAAACUGAGUUUCAGGAUGUCAUGCAUAGCUACAUCCUUAGCCACGCUUCAGCUCUAUGAUUUUAUCAAGAUACCCACCCACACCGAGUAUCUGUUUUACAUCCUUUCUUUCUGUAAAAGUGCAGCCAUACCGCUUACGGUUGUGGCCUUUGUUCCGUAUUGCAUAUACUUGCUCAUGAAGCCAACAGAAAAGAAGUUUCGGUAG